CAUAUUCGGUGAAGUCGGUAGCCCUAAUUAGGCAAUCGAACGGCGAUAAUAAACCUAGUCUGCUCUACAAAAACGUAUUGUGCCUUCAAUACUCUCUUACAUCUGCAAGUUAAUAGCAGUAUAACUCUCUCUCCCUGUAAAAGCAAUCGCAGUAUUACUCUCUCUCGUAGCAGAUCUAAUCUAAAGUAAGACAUGGCCACGACGAUCAAGAGCGUUAAGGCGCGACAGAUUUUCGACAGCAGAGGCAAUCCCACUGUCGAGGUGGAUGUGUAUACAUCAGAUGGCAACUAUGCGAGAGCUGCUGUUCCAAGUGGUGCAUCCACUGGAGUGUAUGAAGCUCUUGAAUUAAGAGAUGGAGGGUCAGAUUACCUUGGAAAAGGUGUUUCAAAGGCUGUUGAGAAUGUCAACUCAAUUAUUGGCCCUUCUCUCAUUGGAAAGGACCCGACCCAACAGACUAGUAUCGAUAACUUCAUGGUUCAGCAACUUGAUGGAACUGUAAAUGAGUGGGGCUGGUGCAAGCAAAAGCUUGGAGCGAAUGCCAUACUGGCAGUGUCUCUUGCGGUUUGUAAAGCUGGCGCUAGUGUCCAAAAAAUCCCCCUUUACAAGCAUAUUGCCAACCUGGCCGGUAACAAGAAGUUGGUUCUACCAGUUCCCGCUUUCAAUGUCAUAAAUGGUGGAUCACAUGCAGGAAAUAAACUUGCUAUGCAGGAGUUCAUGAUUCUUCCUGUUGGAGCUUCCAAUUUCAAAGAGGCCAUGAAGAUGGGGGUGGAAGUAUAUCACCAUUUGAAGGCUGUGAUUAAGAAGAAAUAUGGUCAGGAUGCGACAAAUGUUGGUGAUGAGGGUGGCUUUGCUCCUAACAUUCAGGAGAACAAGGAAGGUCUUGAAUUGCUAAAGACAGCCAUAGCUAAAGCUGGUUACACAGACAAGGUGGUUAUUGGAAUGGAUGUUGCUGCUUCUGAAUUUUAUGGAGCAGACAAGACUUACGAUCUGAACUUCAAAGAAGAGAAGAAUGAUGGCUCACAAAAGAUCUCAGGAGAUCAGCUCAAAGAUCUCUACAAGUCAUUUGUGUCUGAGUACCCUAUUGUAUCAAUUGAGGAUCCAUUUGACCAAGAUGACUGGGAGCACUACACCAAGCUAACAAGUGAAAUUGGUGAAAAAGUACAGAUUGUGGGAGAUGAUCUCUUGGUCACCAAUCCCAAGAGGGUCGAGAAGGCAAUAAAGGAGAAAGCUUGCAAUGCACUUCUUCUGAAGGUUAAUCAAAUUGGUUCUGUAACUGAGAGCAUUGAAGCUGUAAGAAUGUCCAAGAAAGCUGGUUGGGGUGUAAUGGCCAGUCAUCGCAGUGGAGAGACAGAGGAUACUUUCAUUGCUGACCUCUCCGUGGGUUUGGCUACGGGCCAAAUUAAGACUGGAGCUCCAUGCAGAUCAGAGCGUCUUGCAAAGUACAAUCAGCUCUUGCGAAUUGAAGAGGAACUGGGCUCGGCAGCAGUUUAUGCAGGAACAAGGUUCCGGAUGCCUGUUGAACCCUAUUAGAUUGUGCCAGUAACGUGUCAAUGAGAAUUGUGGGGGGAAUUUUGGUGCUGGAGUUUCAGUUGGAAGUUUCACUUAACGUGAAUAAAUCAGUAUGCAGGAUGUGUCUAGGCUCAUGAGACCUGUGAUACUUUUUAAAUAAUUAUUACUCAUAAGUUUUGUUAUUAGAACUGAAGAGAUGAUCUGAGAAACUUUUUGAGGCA
Molecule: messenger RNA, 1730 nt
Organism: Cornus florida
Lineage: Eukaryota; Viridiplantae; Streptophyta; Magnoliopsida; Cornales; Cornaceae
Product: enolase
Exons: 17
Coding region: 193-1530 (445 amino acids)
Biological process (GO): glycolytic process
Cellular component (GO): phosphopyruvate hydratase complex
Molecular function (GO): magnesium ion binding; phosphopyruvate hydratase activity
Source: RefSeq, a predicted model, not a curated record